AUGCGCUGUCGCUGUGGUGUGGGUCCGUGGCAUCUCGUUCCGGCCGCUAUCUUGGCCAUUCUCAUCUUAUACCAAAACUUCAUCGCAGCAGAGCGGUGGAGCACAAGUGGAGAGAGGCUUGGGGCCCAAGGGGCGCUUGGGGUUGAGGAGCUGAAGCAGCGGCUCGAAAAGCUCGAAGCACAGAGCAAGGAUGUUGAAGACUUGAGGCAAGACGUUGAAGACUUGAGGCAUUCACUGAGCAAACUUGACGUGGCAAAGAAUGCUUUGCCCCAGGCAGACGCACCUUCCCCAGCUGAGACAGCUGAGGAGACAGCUGUCUCAGCUGUCUCAGCUGUCCGUGACUCGAGCGCGUCGAGUGCAUCGAGUGCAACGAGUGAAACCCCGAAGUGCAACAUUUUUGCCCUGUGGAACUAUCCGCGCGGACCACCAAUGUUCAUCCAAAAAAAUAUGGAGUCAUGGAUUCACUACGCAAAGGGACGCUGUCACUUUCCUUGGCUGAUAAAUGCGACCAACAUUAGAGCAUUCAUUCCGGACCUUCCUGCAGAAUAUGAUCGUAUGCCUUUGGAUUACGAUGCAGCAAAAUCUGAUGUUGUCAGGUAUGCGCUGCUCUACCACCAUGGUGGUAUCUAUUUGGACACAGACUUCCUGGUUGCAAAAGAUCUAUCACCAAUCUUGGACCGCAUCGACGACCACGACCUUGUGUCAUACACGACUAUUGGACAGUCUUGCCGGAACGGCACUUUUAGUUCGAACUUCCUCGCAGGACGCAAGGGCAGCCAGGUGUUUGGAGCCGUUUGGGAGGCGCAAAAGCGAGCCCUGGCUGACCAUUGUGACGACCAGCUGAAGAUAAAUGAGAAGAAGGUUUGCUGCCCCGAUGACUUGCAGCGCCGAUGCCAUAUCCCAUGGGCUGGUAUUGGCGAAAAUGUUGCUCAUCCAGUGCUGAAAAAGCAGCUUGCAACCAAAACAAAUCUUCGUCUAUAUUGCUUUGAAGGUGAUGAUAGCUUCGUUCCUGUAAACUUUCUGGAAGUUCUGCAAAAACAUCCGCAGCUCAAGGAUGCUGAGAAGGCUUUCAAGAAAAGCGGUGUGCGAAACCCAUCCGAGCGCAUCAUGUAUCACCUCUUUGCCUCGUUGGGCUUCGGAUCAAAUUACGAUGGGCCGCAACUCUUUGACCCGUCCACUUAUGUGGGAUUCUUGUACCGCAAAAGCAUCGGACAUUUCACUGAAAUCCCAAAGGAUCCACUGGAAGACGGGCCUGGGUUCAUUUGUGCAAGUGAUGGUGAAAUUUGUCGGUGCAAUGGAAAGGUUUUCUACGGCCGACGCUGGGAGAACGAAGAACGAGGCAUCAAGGCAGAGCUGAAGGCUUUGCUGAAGAAAGGUCACGCUACGCGAGAAGUGCAGGGUGAAGUGAAGUGCUCCGUGGAUGUGUUUGGAGAUCCAAUUUUCACCAUUCCGAAGCAUUGUGUUUGCCAGCCGACGCCACAGACACAGGGCGAGAGUUGA
Messenger RNA from Cladocopium goreaui, 1500 nucleotides. Lineage: Eukaryota; Dinophyceae; Suessiales; Symbiodiniaceae. The record is from the annotation of a GenBank genome assembly.